AUGGAGAGCCUGCUGGAUAAUCCAAUGAAAGCCGUUCUUUACCUGAAGGAGCUCACCACUAUCGUGCAGAACCAGCAGAGCCUGAUCCAGACGCAGCGCCAACGCAUCGACGAACUCGAGCGAAAGGUGGAGGACCUGAUCGGAGAGAACCGACAGUUGCGGGACCCCCACCACUACGUCCAGCAGCCCCCUCAGCCUCAGCAGCACCACCAUCACCACCACCACCACCCGACUCACCGCAGCGCCAGUCCCCAGGCGCCGGCCCACCUCCAUCAGCACCCGGGGAGCAACAAAGCUGCGGCUCACCUCGGCCAGCAGGCGCAGCAGCAGCAGCAGCAGCAGCAGCCUCCGCCGCCGCAGCAGCAGCAGCAGCAGCAUCAGCAUCAGCAUCAGCAUCAGCAUCAGCAGCAGCAUCAGCAUCAGCAGCAGAUUACCGGUCUCUCGGCCCAGCCUCAGCAGCACCAGAAUCCUCCUGCACCGUCUUCCCACCACCCGCAGCAGCUGCAGCUCGUCCCCACCUCGCCGCAGUCGCCCAAAGCGAGCCAAGCCAGCCCUGACUCCGCCGAGGAGGACAAGAGGAGCCCCUGCUGCAAGUCCCUUGUUCCGCAGACUCCCACCGCGCUCUGCCGCUCAGUUGGACUGGCCAGGAAAGCGGACAACCAGACGGUGCUCCACCAGUUCUGCUGCCCAGCCCCAGAGGCCCCCGAGGGGGAGACCUCCACCGCCUGUGUCCCCAGCGAUGACCUUUCUCCAGACUCGUCUAUGGGGGAGGAAGGGAAGGGAGGAGAGGGGGAGCUGCAGAGUGAGGCCCAGUCACAGCCACAGCCAGAACCACAACCCCAACAACAACAACAACAACAACAACAGCAAGAGACUCAGCCACAGAUUCAGCCACCACAGCCCCAGUCUGAGCCCCAACCACAACCAACUCAGCCCGAAGUCAAACCUCAGCCAGAACCCGAGCCGAAACCCCAGCCCGAGCCGGAGCCAGAGCCGGAGCCGGAACCCGAGCGCGAGCCGGAGCCUCAGCCCCAAGCGGAGGCUCCGAGCGAGGCGGACGCCCCCAAAGAAGCCCCCUCGCCUUGCAGAGAGGAGCAGACAGUGGUGGAGGAAGAGAGUGAAAAGUCAGAAGAAGGAGUUGUGGAGGCAAAGAGAGAGCGGGAGGGAGAGGAGGAGGUGGAGGCCAAGCGGCAUGAGGGCGAGGCAGCACAGGAGGAAGAGGAGGACGAGGAAGGUGGGGGAGCUAAAGGAGGUGGCGCGGGGAGGAGGGCCAGUCUGCACCACACGGCCUCGCCCUUGAGGGUGCAGCGCAACGGGGCCGGCUCGCACUCCGCCACCUCCGACUAUGAGCUCUCGCUUGACCUCAAAAAUAAGCAGAUCGAAAUGUUAGAGCACAAAUACGGUGGCCACCUCAUCGCCCGCCGUGCUGCCUGCAAGAUCCAGACUGCCUUCCGCCAGUACCAGCUCAGCAAAAACUUUGAGAAGAUCCGAAAUUCGCUCUUGGAGAGUCGUCUGCCUCGACGCAUCUCCCUGCGCAAGGUCCGUGUCCAGAAUACGGAGGGUUUCUCCGCUGAACGGGCCCUGGCAGAAGGCUGUAACUUGGCAGGGAUCCCACUGGUGCGCUCACCAUCUCUGCCUGCCACAGUCGGUGGCACCCUGACCGACCUGGAAGACUCAUUCACUGAACAGGUUCAGUCACUGGCAAAGUCCAUAGAUGAUGCACUCAGCAACUGGAGCCUGAAGACCAUGUGUUCCCUGCAAGAAGGCGGCACCUAUCAGUUCAGCGCCGACUCUUUCAGUGCAGCAGCGGCAGCAGCGGCGGCUGCAGGUGUAGGAGGGGGCGGAGAAGGAGGUGGUGUUGGAGAGUCAGUGAUUCAUCAAGGCCCAGUGGACCCAAGUGACCUGUCGAGAAGCGCGAGUAAGCUGAUGAUGGCAUUUCGAGAUGUGACGGUGCAGAUUGACAGCCAGAACUUUCGUGUUUCAUCAUCAGUCAUGGAAUCAUCCACUUCCGUCACGCUCGGCAGCAGCGCCCAACAAGACGGGGCCUCCACCACUGUCACAACAGCGUCCACCACAGCAAACUCCACACCCGCCUUCGUGGUCCCCCCUUUCCCCUCACAAGAACCCCCUCCUCCACCUGCAGAGGUCCCAGCCCAACCUAUAGAUCCCCCACCACCGCCCCAAGAACCCCCACCACCGCCAGAGCCAGACAUAGAAGGAGGCGAUCAGGAUAUUGAAUUCCCUGCGCCGCCUCCUAGUGAAGAAGUUCUGGGAGAGUAUGGACAACCUCCCCUGACCCCUCUGGAUAAGAUGGCUGCCCCUCACAGCCUAGAGGAGGUUGUGAUGGUGGCACCGCCGCUAGGAGAACCUCCUCGCAUCCCUCCACCCCAGGAGGCUGUGCUGCUGGGGAGCUCUCCUGUGGUGGAGCCUCUGGACGUUAAGAGAUGUGGCUCCGAGACGGCAGACAACAGCUCGGAGCAGAUGAGCAGCAGCAGCACGUCGACGGAGGCGCGCUCAACAUCCGAAGCCUCGUCCAAGGAGGCCCUACAGGCCAUGAUCCUCAGCCUGCCACGCUACCACUGUGAGAACCCCGCCAGCUGUAAAUCACCCACACUGUCCACGGACGUCAUGAGAAAACGCCUCUACCGCAUCGGCCUCAACCUCUUCAAUGUAAAUCCCGACAAGGGCCUUCAGUUCCUGAUCUCACGAGGCUUCAUCCCGGACACGCCCAUCGGCGUGGCCCACUUCCUGCUGCAGAGGAAGGGCCUGAGCCGACAGAUGAUCGGAGAGUUCCUCGGCAACAGCAAGAAGCCCUUCAACAGAGACGUCCUGGACUGUGUGGUGGAUGAGAUGGACUUCUCAGGCAUGGAGCUGGACGAAGCACUGAGGAAGUUCCAGGCCCACAUUCGCGUCCAGGGAGAAGCCCAGAAGGUGGAACGUCUUAUCGAGGCCUUCAGCCAGCGCUACUGCAUGUGUAACCCCGACGUGGUGCAGCAGUUCCACAAUCCGGACACCAUCUUCAUCCUGGCCUUCGCCAUCAUUCUGCUCAACACAGACAUGUACAGCCCCAACAUCAAGCCCGACCGCAAGAUGUUGUUGGAGGACUUCAUACGCAACCUACGAGGUGUGGAUGAUGGCGCAGACAUCCCCAGAGACAUGGUGGUGGGAAUCUACGAAAGAAUACAACAGAGAGAGUUGCGCUCCAACGAAGACCACGUCACCUACGUGUCCAAGGUUGAACAGUCCAUCGUAGGCAUGAAAACAGUUCUUUCCGUCCCUCACAGAAGACUAGUGUGCUGUAGUCGACUUUUUGAGGUGACAGAUGUCAACAAGGCCCAAAAACAGGCAGCACACCAGAGAGAAGUCUUCCUCUUCAACGAUCUCAUUGUGAUCCUGAAGCUUUGUCCAAAGAAGAAGAGUUCUGCAGCCUACACUUUCUGCAAAGCCAUGGGCCUACUUGGCAUGCAGUUCCACCUUUUUGAGAAUGAAUACUACCCUCAUGGAAUCACCAUCCUCUCCCCGUUUGGCUCAGACAAGAAGCAGGUCCUCAACUUCUGCGCCCAAAGUGCUGAGGAGCUGCUCAAGUUCGUAGAAGACCUGAAGGAGUCGAUCGCGGAGGUGUCGGAGAUGGAGCAGAUACGUAUCGAGUGUGAGUAA
Stegastes partitus (bicolor damselfish) is the source of this 3657-nucleotide messenger RNA. RefSeq names its product IQ motif and Sec7 domain ArfGEF 3a (gene iqsec3a). Bases 1 to 3657 code for a protein of 1218 amino acids. Lineage: Eukaryota; Metazoa; Chordata; Actinopteri; Pomacentridae. The record is from RefSeq and is a predicted model, not a curated record. Gene Ontology annotation, biological process: regulation of ARF protein signal transduction; actin cytoskeleton organization. Gene Ontology annotation, molecular function: guanyl-nucleotide exchange factor activity. The transcript is spliced from 12 exons.